Durusdinium trenchii is the source of this 573-nucleotide messenger RNA. The record is from the annotation of a GenBank genome assembly. NCBI's taxonomy places the organism in Eukaryota, Dinophyceae, Suessiales, Symbiodiniaceae.
AUGGCCGAUGUUGCCGCUUUGCGGCUGGAGUUGCAGGAAGCGGAGGCCGAGCUGGAGCUGAAGGAUGCUGAGCUCCGGGCCUGCUGUCCGCGUGGCCCUGAAAGCUGUGACCAUCCCGAGUAUCUGCGAGAGGAGCUCCAGCGCUUGGAGGCUGAGUUCUCGCUGCAGGACGCUGGGCAGCGUGGCAACAAGCUGGGCUCCGAUGCCCCACCGACCACCCUCCGCAUGUCUCGCUCGGGGCUUCUGGACGAGGAGCAACGACGAAAGAGUGAGGCGGUGAAGCAGCUCCGGCAACGGGAGCUUUGGUUCGAGCUGCAGCUUCGGAGGCAGCAGGAAGCUCAUGGAGAAAGCAUCGAUGCUCUACGAGACGAGGCGUUCGCUCUGCGGAAGUGCGCGUUGCUGGGAGGUCGGAAGUCCAUGAAGGUUGAGAGCCUCCCUGUCACUCCCCUCCAGUCGCUGCCGCACUCCAACGACAGGGGGAAGCUGGUUACUGGGUGGCAGCAGGACCCCUUGAUGCAUUUGACGCAGCGCCUGCGAUCAGAGUUGGAGGCAACGAAUCUGAGCACAAAGUGA